CUGUCAGUGAACUCCUGCCGUCACUCACAGCGAUGGACGGAGCAGACCGCUGAGGAGGAGCAUCCAGACUGUCCAGAACAUAUUCCACACCUGGACUUUGUCCUCUGGCUUCACCUUCACACCAGCCAGACUGAGUUUUUGUUUCCCUGAGACGCGGACAAGUACUGGAUCAGUCGAAAGAGCAGAAAGAACGCUUCAGGUCUUCUGUUGAAGACGGAGGAUGGGGAGCCGGGGGCACUACAAGUACCACUGGCAGAGCCACAAUGUCAAACAUAGUGGGGUGGACGACAUGGUGCUUCUCAGCAAGAUCAACGAGGACGCCAUCGUGGACAACCUCAAGAAAAGAUACAUGGAUGACUACAUUUUUACAUACAUCGGUCCUGUGCUCAUUUCCGUCAACCCUUUCAAGCAGAUGCCGUAUUUUGGGGAAAAAGAAGUGGAGAUGUAUCAAGGCGCAGCUCAGUACGAGAACCCUCCUCACAUCUAUGCUCUGGCUGAUAACAUGUACAGAAAUAUGAUGAUUGAUCGUGAGAACCAGUGUGUCAUCAUCAGUGGAGAGAGCGGUGCAGGGAAGACUGUGGCAGCCAAGUAUAUCAUGGGCUACAUCUCCAGGGUGUCAGGAGGCGGAGCCAAAGUACAGCACGUUAAAGACAUCAUCUUGCAGUCCAACCCCCUGCUGGAAGCCUUCGGCAACGCUAAGACUCUGAGGAACAACAACUCCAGCAGAUUUGGCAAAUACUUUGAGAUCCAGUUUAGCUCUGGCGGUGAACCAGAUGGUGGGAAAAUCUCCAACUUCCUUUUGGAGAAGUCACGUGUCGUCAUGAGAAAUCCUGGCGAGAGGAGUUUCCACAUAUUCUAUCAGUUGAUAGAAGGAGCCAGUGAAGCUCAGAAGAGCAGCCUCGGGAUCACAAGUCUGGAUUAUUACAGUUAUCUCAACCAGUCUGGGUCCUACGUAGUGGAUGACAUCAAUGACAAGAGUGACUAUAAGGAGACAAUGCAUGCCAUGAAUGUGAUUGGCAUUUCGGCGGACGACCGUGCCAUGGUUCUCCAGAUUGUGGCUGGAGUCUUACACCUCGGAAACAUUACUUUCAAGGAAGCAGGAAACUACGCUGCUGUGGAAAGUGAAGAGUUUCUCGCCUUCCCAGCAUUUCUACUGGGAAUCAACCAGGACCGUCUAAAAGAGAAACUGACCAGCAGAAAGAUGGACAGCAAAUGGGGAAAUUCGAUGGAAUCUAUUGACGUGACGCUGAAUGUGGAGCAGGCGUGUUACACGCGUGAUGCCCUCUCCAAGGCCCUGCACUCACGUGUUUUCGACUACCUCGUUGAAUCUAUCAAUAAAGCCAUGGUGAAGGAUCUUCAGGAGUUAAACAUAGGAGUCUUGGACAUUUAUGGAUUUGAAAUUUUCCAAAAAAAUGGGUUUGAACAGUUUUGUAUCAACUUUGUGAAUGAGAAACUCCAGCAGAUAUUCAUUGAGCUAACACUAAAGGCAGAGCAGGAGGAGUAUGUGCAGGAGGGCAUCAAGUGGACUCCUAUAGAGUACUUCAACAACAAGAUUGUGUGUGAUCUCAUUGAAAGCAAAAAUCCUCCUGGCAUCAUGAGCAUCUUGGAUGAUGUAUGUGCCACCAUGCACGCAGUUGGCGAGGGGGCUGACCAGACCAUGCUGCAGAAGCUCCGUGUCCAGAUCAAUACCCAUGAACACUUCAACAGCUGGAACCAAGGCUUCAUCAUUCACCACUACGCAGGGAAGGUGUCCUACGACGCUGAGGGGUUCUGUGAGAGGAACCGGGAUGUCCUCUUUACUGACCUCAUCGAGUUGAUGCAGAGCAGUGAAAUCACGUUCAUCAGAGCUCGCUUUCCUGAAAACCUCAAUGCUGACAAGAAGGGUCGACCAACAACUGCAGGCAGCAAAAUAAAGAGACAAGCCAAUGACUUGGUGAGCACACUGAUGAAGUGCACUCCACACUACAUUCGCUGUAUCAAACCUAACGAAACCAAGAAACCCAGAGACUGGGAAGAGAGCCGAGUGAAGCACCAAGUGGAGUAUCUGGGCCUGAAGGAGAACAUCAGAGUGCGGCGUGCUGGCUACGCCUACCGCAGAGUCUUCAGGAAGUUCCUCAACAGAUAUGCCAUCCUGACCAAAGAGUCCUGGCCAACAUGGCGAGGAGACGAGAAACAAGGUGUUCUUCAUUUGUUACGUUCUGUCAACAUGGACCAGGAUCAGUACCAGCUUGGACGCACCAAGAUUUUCAUUAAAGCCCCAGAAUCGCUCUUUCUGCUGGAAGAAACAAGGGAGCGCAAGUUUGAUGGCUAUGCCAGGACCAUCCAGAAGGCCUGGAGGAAAUAUCUGGCCCGCAAGAAGUAUGUUCAGAUGAGAGAAGAAGCCUCUGACCUGUUGUUAAACCGUAAAGAGAGGCGGCGGCACAGCCUCAACAGGAACUUUGUUGGAGACUACCUGGGGAUGGACGACAGGCCGGAGCUGCGGCAGUUCCUGGCAAAGAGAGAAAAGAUCGACUUUGCAGACACAGUCACAAAAUAUGAUCGCCACUUCAAGGGAAUUAAGAGAGACUUAAUCCUGACGCCAAAGUCUGUGUACUUGAUUGGGAGAGAAAAAGUGAAACAGGGACCAGAGAAAGGACAGGUGAUGGAGGUGCUGAAGAGACGGAUUGAGGUGGAAAAGAUCUUAGCAGUGUCUCUGAGCACCAUGCAGGAUGAUUUCAUCAUCCUGCAUGAGCAGGAGUACGACAGCCUGCUGGACUGUGUCUUUAAGACGGAGUUCAUCAGCUUAUUGUCGCGCAGGUUUGAGGAGAAAGCUCGGAGGAAGCUACCGCUCAAAUUUAGCAACACACUGGAGAUGAAGCUAAAGAAGGAGACCUGGGGCUUCUUGAGUGGCGGCGGUUCCCGGCAGGUCACGUUCGUCCAGGGUCAGGGAGAUGUGGCCGUACUGAAGCCUUCCAACAAAAUGCUGCAGGUCAGCAUUGGACCGGGGUUUCCAAAGAACACCCGUCCCACCAGGAAGAACUUCACUCAGAGCCACUCAAGGACAUCCAGGACUCACCAUAACAUUCCCUCCCGCACUGCCCCGGGACCUCCAGUUGCUCACCAGAAUGGUAGUCUGAAAAACACCAACCACAUAACCAAUCAGAGGAACUCCUCACCACACCACAACCAGAGGAGUCCUUCAUCGAACAAUGCAGCACACCCGUUCCUGCCCGCUAACAUCCACCAGGUGAAGAAUAGAGGCAGCAGUCGGCCACAGCCCAACCUGGACUGUCUGAAAGUUCCAGAACAAGGAGCUGCAGGUAAUGGAGACAGACGGACAGCUUCAAAUGGAGGAAUGGCCCACAGACCAUCAGUCAGCAGGCCCACGCCAGGAGGAGGCCGACCCAAACCUGCACCCAAACCAAAACCCCAGGUGCCCCAGUGCAAAGCCCUGUACGCCUACGAUGCACAGGACACGGAUGAGCUCAGUUUUAACGCCGACGACGUCAUAGACAUCAUUAAAGAGGAUGCAUCUGGAUGGUGGAUGGGACGACUCCGUGGGAAGCAGGGACUCUUCCCCAACAAUUACGUCACCAAGAUCUAGAUCAGGUUGCUGCAUCCAUGCCGACCUUCUCAGAGGACGGGAUGGAGUCGACUGUCCAAAGCACUGUGGGAGUUUUCUGAAAGUUCGCACUCGGUACUCCACUGUCUCAUGGUGAAUGAAUGUAACUCUGUUACAGCAAAUCAGAAGAGCGCCAGAGCUUUGAAACCAGGAUCUGAAGACUGUUUGACCUCAGGGUCUUGUUUUCUUCCCCGGCCCAUUUGAGUACUGAACAAAACUAUUUAUUGUAUUUAUAGCUCUCUCUCUCUCUCUCUCUCUCUCUCUCUCUCUCUCUCUCUCUCUCUCUCUCUCUCUCUCUCUCUCUCUCUCUCUCUCUCUCUCUCUCUCUCUGUCUCUGUCUCUCUGUCUCUGUCAUUUGCAUCUUGCUAAAGUGUUUGGAAGUGUGGAAAUGAAGUAUAAUCUGUGGGACCAGGCUGUGAUUUUACUUCCACUGUGUCACCGUCUCUUUGUAGGAAACUGAAAACGACGGCUGUUUAUCAGGAAUAUUUAUUUUACUGACAGGGAAGCACAUCACAUUGUGAUUUAAAAAAAAAUUAUAUAUCUAUUUAGUAAAAAAAAAAAAAAAAAAAAAUAAAGGGCAAACCCAGCCAAGCUGCGAUAGAACUGGGGAAUGACCUGGAAAGCUGUUUUUGGGCCCUUCAUACUGUAAGAUGACCGUGGUGUGUGUCUGUGGGGUUUUAGCACUUUAACGGUACAGGUACUGCCAACAUCACCACGUUCGUGUCACGAGUCCCAUCGUUGAAGGACAGGUUGCCAAGCGGGCAAUAAGCCGACUUACUGAAACUCAUUUGUUUACAUGAACUGAUGACACAGGCAUUUUACAUACAUGUUCUGUAUAUGUGUUCAUAUGUAGGAGCAUUUAAAUUAAUUGUGUAUUUUCUCUGAAGGAGUUUUAACACUCACAGGACUGCCUUUUUCCAGUCCACUGAUAGAAUCACAAAUGGUGAGAUUUUUUUUGCUUUUUGCAGACAUGAAAUAAUUUUCAAAAGGCAGGAUUUCUGCACAUUUUUCUAUCAUACUACCAAUACACAAAUAAGGUAUGUGUUGGCUCUGCCGUUUGUAUGCUUCUUUUGCACUGCUGUGCUUUUACAUUCCUGCUUUUCAUAAUUCUACUCAGACAUCUCAGACAUCAUUAGUUUGAUCUUGGAUGAUUCCAAACAUCCUUGUGCAAUAUAAAAGUCAUCUUUUAAUAAAGCAUGCAGUACUGUAUAUAUUUGCUUGAUUUUUUUUUUUUAAUUCAGAAAAACAGUAAUUAGACUCUUUACACA
This is a messenger RNA of Thalassophryne amazonica, 4869 nucleotides long. It is a transcript of the gene myo1ea, whose product is annotated as myosin IEa. Lineage: Eukaryota; Metazoa; Chordata; Actinopteri; Batrachoidiformes; Batrachoididae. Gene Ontology annotation, cellular component: myosin complex; plasma membrane; actin cytoskeleton. The coding region runs from base 221 to 3583 and encodes 1120 amino acids. Gene Ontology annotation, molecular function: microfilament motor activity; ATP binding; actin filament binding. The transcript is spliced from 29 exons. Gene Ontology annotation, biological process: actin filament organization; vesicle transport along actin filament. The record is from RefSeq and is a predicted model, not a curated record.